GACGGGUUUACUUGCUUCUUGCCAUGCUGGUGCCGAUCCAUGAGGAAAUACAACAUAUCUACAGCCUGGACCAUGCGACUGAAGGUCGGCACGUAGCCCUUGGCAGGCGAGAUAUUAUACCAGCCAGCCUUGCCGGCCACCCAGAGCUCAACACUGCGAUCCUCCGUCUGGCCAUAGGCGUAGUGAGUGACAUCGUCGAUGAUGACACGUUUCGAAGCUGAUUCGGGGUCGAGAACUAGACAAGAAAAGCCGCAAAUGUGAACAACAUGUUGAUGAGCCGAUAGGACGCGCCUUGCGAUAAGCAGCACAGGCAUGUAAUCGAAUACGCACGUAGGUUGUUCUGGUCCCCCCUCAGCUCCAAGCAGCCAAUCACCUGGACCGGAUUUUGCUCUGUGGCAUCGAGGAGAUUGGCAUAGAGCAUCUUCCCUGGCCGCAGGACCUUGACGUCGACUAGAUCGAAAUCCGGCCAGUCAUUCUCGUCGGUGAUGGAGGGAUCGAUGGGACGGAGGACGGUAUCUUCGCGGGCGCUCAUGAUUGUGAUGACUUCGGUGGGAUCAUCGUGGGUUGAGGGAUGAGGGAAGAGGUUGUCGAAAGGGAUUUUCGAGGCCUCCUGAACGUAGAAUGUGAAGAACGUGAGAGCAGGUUGGAAUCCUCGCGCCGUCAACAAGUAAAGGUCCUUUGAUGGCCGGUAACUUACCGAUACCCGACGAUACCUUAUCGAUUAGCCCUUGACGGACGACACCGCGGAUUUAAUUACUUGCGGCUCUCAGCUCGAAACCUUUUUUCCUCCCCAGCUUUCAACGGCGACAGAUGCCAUUCCCACGCAACUUUCGAUUGUUUCGCACCGCAAUGUCUGGCGAGAAGAUCUUUGAGGGCUGUUUCGCCGUUCACAAGCCGCAGGGCAUCACCUCCGCCGACGUCCUCCGCGACCUCCAGCGCCACUUCAACCCCUCCAAGCUCUUCCAACCAUGGAUUGAGACAGAGAAAGCCCUCCGCAAGAAGGAGAGCAGCUUUCAGAAGAACCGCCGCCGUAACAAGAACAAGAAAGUCGAAGUGAAGAUCGGCCAUGGUGGGACACUCGACCCCCUCGCAACGGGCGUGCUGAUCGCCGGUGUUGGAAAGGGUACCAAGUCGCUCAAUGACUUCCUGGCCUGCACCAAGUCCUACGAGACGGUGGUUCUAUUCGGCGCAGAGACGGACACUUACGACCGCUUGGGCAAGAUCGUGCGCCGGGCACCAUACGAGCAUAUUACUCGGGAGGCAGUUGAGAAGGCCCUAGACCAAUUCCGGGGAAAGAUCAUGCAGCGUCCACCAAUCUUUUCGGCACUGCGAGUAGAGGGGAAGAGGCUAUACGAGUAUGCGCGUGAGGGCAAGAUGCCACCCGUCGAGAUCAAAUCCCGGCCCGUCGAGACCGUGGAAUUGAAGAUCGUGGAGUGGUAUGAGCCCGGCACCCACGAGUACAAGUGGCCCGAGGAAGAGAUGACCGGGGAUGAGAAGAUCAUCGCCGAGAAGCUCCUCGAUAAGGAAGCUGAGAUCCCCGUGGAAGGCGAAGCCGCAGAUCAAGACGCUUCUUCUGCUAAGCGAAAGACGCCACCCGCAGCAGACUCGCCGAAGGAAGAAGAUCAGGAAGCCGCAAAAAAGCAAAAGGUCUCCGAGGACGGUGCAGCCCAAGCCACCGCCGCAUCCGAGCCCGUUGCCCCAGAACCUGCAACUGAAGACGCCCCCACAGAGAAAACAGAUGAGCCUCGUCCCCAACCCGCGGCAGUCAAGAUUCACAUGACCGUUACCUCGGGCUUCUAUGUUCGCUCUUUGGCACACGACCUGGGCAAGGCCGUCGGUAGCUGUGGUCUUAUGAGCGAGCUCGUUCGAAGUCGCCAAGCCGAAUUUGAUCUGAAGCCGGAAAAUAUCCUUGAAUACAAGGACUUGGAGCAAGGUGAAGAGGUCUGGGGUCCUAAGGUCCAAAAGUUCCUCGAAAACUGGGAGAGCAAGAGGGCUGCUAAGGUGGAAGAGGAGGAAAAAGCGAAAGCCCAACAAUAAUAGAUGCAUUGCCGUUAUGCAAAGCAAGGGAGUAGCUUGUGUACAAUACAUAUUGCAUCAUGCACCUUUAAAACAAAAAUAAGCUAUCCAUUUCCUCCAUCCCGGCU
Penicillium brasilianum is the source of this 2144-nucleotide messenger RNA. NCBI's taxonomy places the organism in Eukaryota, Fungi, Ascomycota, Eurotiomycetes, Eurotiales, Aspergillaceae. The record is from the annotation of a GenBank genome assembly.